AGACGUUUCAGCCCAAGGGCUGCGCCUUCGGGCGCGACGAGCCAUGGACCAACAGGUCAUCCUGAAGACACUCGGUUCUCUGGAUGACAGCAUUCUGGCAACUGUCUUGGCUACACUGGUGCAGAGCAAGCCUGAACUGGCCCCGGGCCUUGUGAACGUAUGCGUUCCGGACCUGACCUUUGCACCCAGCAAGGGCUUGACCGAGAAGCGCUGCGUUGGGACUGUGAGGACGAGACUAAACCCUGGUAUGGGCGUGGGCCUGAUCAAUUGCCCAGACCUGAGUAGCGUUUUUGGCUGCGAUGUGGUGGUCAAGCCCACGCAAGUCGCUGGCUUUGUUGAAGGUCAAGAGGUCAACUUCGCCGUUACCUUGAAUGAAGAGAACAAGCCACAGGCGUUUGACCUGAUAGACAACAACACCGGCAUGAAUGGAAUGGCUAGCAUGGGUGGCUGUGCCAUGGGCGGCUGCGGAAUGCCCAGCAUGGGGGAUGGGAUGGGUUCAGGCAUGGGAUGUGGCAUGGGAGGAGGUUGCUGCGGGUGUGGCGGCUGCGGUGGAGGCUGCGGCUGUGGUGGCGGCUGUGGCUGCGGCUGCGGUGGUUGCGGUGGCUGUGGCUGUGGGCCUGGUUGCGGGGGCUGCGGCCCUGGUUGUGGCUGCGGUCCUGGCUGUGGCUGCGGCGGUUGCGGCUGCGAUGGCAACAUGGGAGGCAUGAUGCCGCCGCCACAUGGAAAGGGCGGGAAGGCGAACGAGGAGGUUCUUGGAGAGUUUUAUGGCAUCAUCAAGAGCUACAACCCAGAGAAAGGCUUCGGAUUUGUAGCUUGCGAUGCUCUCAAGCACCAGCAUGAGGGCGACGUGUACCUGAACAGCAGGCACAUUGGGGACUUCAAGGUUGGACAGGAGGUCAAGUUUCAGGCCUUCUUGCACAACGGCCGAUUACAAGGCAGAGAAUUGCAGGAUGCCACAGGCCUGGUGGGCCCUCAGUCUGGCGCUGCCCCGGGCUUCGCCGAUGAGCAGGAACUUGGAGUCUUUGCAGGGAAGAUCAAAACAUUCCAUCAGGACAAAGGUUUUGGCUUCAUUGUUUGCGAAGCGCUCACUAUGCAGGGCUUCCAGGGAGACGUGUUCCUCCACCAGAAGUUCAAAGGGGAGUUCAAGGAAGGUGACAACAUCGCCUUCAUGGCGGUGCUCCGCAAUGGCAAGCUGCAGGCAAAGGACCUGGAGCCAGCCCCCAGCGACGCUGGCACCGGCAUGGGUGGCAUGGGCAUGGGAAUGCCUGGGCCCAUGGGCGGCAUGGGUGGCAUGGGUGGCAUGGGCGGACCCAUGGGCGGUGGACCCAUGGGCGGUGGACCCAUGGGCGGUGGACCCAUGGGGGGCGGACCCAUGGGCGGUGGACCUAUGGGCGGACCCAUGGGCGGCAUGGGUGGGCCAAUGGGCCCGAUGGGUGGGGGGCUGGGCAUGGGGAUGACCCCUGGCUGCAUGGGCGGCAAGGGCGGCUGCAAAGGUCGGCCUGGGCCAUACUGAGUUCACAAGCAGCCCCUUUCCACGUCCGUUGGCGCGUUGCGGCUUUUCAUAUUGCAGGCAUCGACUUUGCGGCCUCCCUUCUAUUUUUUUAAAAGUCUUGUUGGAUCCUACCUGAGGGUGCUUUCCCAGUUGUUUUUUUGCUGCUGACGUUGAACCUGCAGCCCUGUGCGGCUUGCCCGGCGCAGCCAGUGGAGAGCAAUGUUCGAGGUUUUGGUUUCACUCGUUAUGAAGCUAAUCCCAACUCAGCACCCAGCGUGUCGAUCACACGAGGGGCUGACAAAGCGAGAACUAAGCAAGCGCAAAAGCAA
Molecule: messenger RNA, 1821 nt
Organism: Effrenium voratum
Lineage: Eukaryota; Dinophyceae; Suessiales; Symbiodiniaceae
Source: the annotation of a GenBank genome assembly